Molecule: messenger RNA, 167 nt
Organism: Racocetra persica
Lineage: Eukaryota; Fungi; Glomeromycota; Glomeromycetes; Diversisporales; Gigasporaceae
Source: the annotation of a GenBank genome assembly
CUUCAGGCAAAUCAAGUGUAGGCAAAUUAUUAGCAGAAAGACUAAAUUAUCAAUUUAUUGAUAGUGGAUUAUUUUAUCAUUAUAUAGCAUUAAAUUUUUCUGAUUUAGAAAAAAUUAGAAUAAUUUUAUGGUUAUUAAAUCAACAAGAAGAAAAUAUAUUAACUCAA